CUCCGUUCUGGCUCCGCCCCCAUUCCCGGCGCGGGCCGCAGUCGCGCGGGGCGGGCGAGGCGAACGGCGGAGCUUCGGAACCGGCGGCGGUACCGGCGGGUUGAGGCGAGAAGCGGCGGUUACAGCCAGCAUGGCGCUGUCCGUGCCGGUCAACGGGCUGAAGGAAGGCGAUAAAGAACCCGUCAUCGAGCUGUUCGUUAAGGCUGGAAGCGACGGGGAAAGCAUAGGAAACUGCCCUUUCUCACAGAGGCUCUUCAUGAUCCUUUGGCUGAAGGGAGUGGUGUUCAGUGUCACAACAGUUGACCUGAAGAGAAAACCAGCAGACCUUCAAAAUUUGGCUCCAGGCACCCACCCACCCUUUAUAACUUAUAAUGGUGAAGUGAAAACGGAUGUGAACAAGAUUGAAGAGUUCCUGGAAGAAGUUUUGGCUCCACCAAAAUACCUGAAACUUUCUCCAAAGCACCCAGAGUCCUACACUGCUGGAAUGGAUAUUUUUGCCAAAUUUUCUGCAUUUAUCAAAAAUUCCAGGCCGGAGGCUAAUGAAGGCUUAGAACGUGGCCUCUUGAAAACCCUCCAGAAAUUGGAUGAGUACCUGAACUCUCCUCUUCCUGAUGAGAUAGAUGAGAACAGCAUGGAGGAUAUCACAGUUUCUACCCGCAAGUUUUUGGAUGGCAAUGAGAUGACACUAGCAGACUGCAACCUGCUGCCCAAACUACACAUUGUGAAGGUGGUGGCCAAAAAAUAUCGCAACUUUGAGAUCCCCAAAGAAAUGACGGGGAUUUGGAGAUACCUGACCAAUGCUUACAGCAGGGAUGAGUUCACCAAUACCUGUCCUGGAGACAAAGAAAUUGAAAUAGCUUACAGUGAUGUAGCCAAGAGACUUACUAAGUAAACAGCACUUGCAAAAAGAGACGACUUCUUGCGUAUUCCGUAACAAUGCUUCUAACAGACUGCUCUUUUCAUAUAAGAUAGCAAUGUUUUUGUUUCGUUUUGGUUUGUUUUUUUGCAUGAACUCGCAGUUUAUUCCAAGUUAUGGUGGAUAGACCGGGUACAGUAAUUCCCUAAAGUUUGCAGACUUAAUUAUAGGCUUGUUUUUCCUUACCUCUUUUUCAUGGCAAGUCAUAUUAUUAAUGCAGUUAUGUUACCAUUGUGGGGCGUUGGGUUCUUCAGUAUGAAGAGUUCUCUUGCCCCCAUUCCUUUUCUUUGCAAACAUUUGGUCCCCAUCUACAAAUUGGUGUGGGAUAUACCUGUCUUUCUGUAUGGUACAAGGAAUAUUUAUGUAUUUUGGAAUUUAUUGCUCAUCCAGAAGUUCUAUAACAGUUGUCAUAUGUGCAACGCAUCGAGCUGUACCUGUUGGUCUAUCCUGUUUUCAUAUAGAAGGGAACUUAGUCUCCAGAAAAAGCCAUUUGAGAACUAUUUGGCAAUGCUUUUAAAAUAGAUAUAUAUAUAUAGAUAUAUAAAUACACAUAUAUAUUAUAAUUCUCUUGGAUUUGAAAUCACAGUAAUGGUUGAGAAUGGACUCACACGUGAAACUUGGAUUUGAACAACCUCGAACAUCAGGGAGUUUAAAUCCAGGCUUGUGCACUACAGCCAGGAGCUCACGGUGCCGAGGUAACAUUUAGUUGUGUCUCCAAGAACGUGGUGAGAUCAAACAACAGCAAAGCAACUGACAGCUUACUCUUAACCCCAAAUUCUGAGUUGCAGCAAAUGAAUUCCUGUCAGGAUGCCCUUUAACAUCACGAAACCAAAUGAAUUGGAUGCUUGCCAUCUGUUCACCUUAAGCAUUUCAAGUGGCUUUCUAUUUUUUUUUUUUUGGUAGUUAAGAGCCUUUAUUUUGUAUAGGUCUUUCUGGUGAUAUUUACUUACAAAUCUUUGCUGUCCUAAGCAAAAACGUGUGAACGUUAGCGACGAGUAGCUGCUGUACGUGGUGGAUAGCAGUGCAAUGAUGGGCGAUGCAAAACUGAACGCUGAGAGCCCUUGGAGUUGGAGCCUCUCUGGGAACUUUUGUAAGCUGUUUGACUUUAUGUUUGUCCUAAAGAAAGCUGAAGUGACCUUUUAAAGAUAACACUUGCCUUAAACUAUAGCGUUCCCUUUUCUUUUUUGAACCUGAAAGGAUAUCUGUUAGUUACUCCUGUCAAGAAAGGGUGCGUGGGAUCCAGCCCUGUGUGCUGCAUUUACCUGACCUGCUUUCUGUGCAUCUGGAUUGCAGCUUUGCAUGAUCACAAUCGUUGCACUACUAUGCAUGACCUUUUUACUGCAACACUGAGGAAUAGCACUGCAGGUUUUUUUUUUAAGAACCAAUUUUUAAGUAUUUCUAAAGUGGGGAAAAUGGUUUCCUUGUUUCAGACGAAUGAUUUUUGGUGCACGGAAUAAACAGCUCAGUCAUUUUUUAAGAGAUCACCAUAAACGACUCCAAAGAACACUAGACUUCUAUGCCUAUCUUUUUUUGUAAAGCUACUUUUGUAUUGAACUGGUUUCAGAAGUGCUAUUCCUGCUCGGUUGUGCUUGGAAUAUUUGGCAUUCUGCAAUAACACAAAGGCGCUCACAUAAACACUUUUAUACACUAUGAUUUUUGGUAAGCCCAACUUUUCUAAGCGUCCUGCUUUUGCUACUUUACGUACCCGUGACGUUAGCUUGAUGUAGAAGAGGUAGAGUAAGAGAUGUGCGUUUGUACACGUGGCUUGUGGUGCCUUGUCCUGCCUUCCUAGAGCUAGAACUGCAAUGCAAAGGCGAUUGGCAGUCCUGUUACACGUCCUUCUAAGGAAACCAUAGAUACACUUAGACCUUACUGUGACUUAUUACGGGAGUGUUCAGGCACUGAAACAAAACCCUGCAGAGCAACCUGGUUAGGAAGAAUUAAUUGUUGCCCUUUAUUAGUUAUUGUGUUCUGAUGUCAUGUUCUCACCCUGACUGAAGUUUCUCAGCCAUAACGAUCCUCUGUGUAGGGGUUCAGCCUCUGCUGCAAUGACAGGGAUGACUUCUUUUGUCAGAUAACAGCACUUGUGUUGACGCAGGGUUUGAAAAGGUUGUUGUGGUGCUCCUCGUUUGUACGGUUAACCCUUCAAAACAGAGAAUAGGAAGGGAUGUCAUCAGUUUGUUCCAUUCUGAGCUCCCCUUUUAAAGCACCGAUCGGCCCUUGGAGCUGUCUGAGGCUCUAAGAGCACGUUGGCUGCUGCACUUAGCACGCCUGCAUGCAUGUCAGCAUGGAGCAGCUUUGUGCAGCUUCUCCUGUGCGUGCUGCCUGCAUAUCAAUGCACGCAAAUGCCAAACCUGCUCAAGCAGCAGCAGGCGUGCUGUCUCGUAAUGAUAAUAUAUUCUCCCUGCUUUCCAGGCAAUCUUCAGACCAUUGUAAUACACCGUAUUCAGCACAAAGUAUUAUAAUGAUGCUGUCUGAACGCUUGUAAACAAAGCUGAGGCUCUUGCUGUAACGAAUGUAUGUUUUCUAUCCGCACAACGCAGUGCUGAGCGUUGGAGCCUUUCUCUUAGGGGCAUAACUCAAGCAAGCGCCAGGUUGGUAAUUCCAAAGGCGGUGAUGUGUGACAGCUGUCCUCUUGGCUUCCUAUGGCACAGCUGGGGCAGAAGUUGGCCAUCCCUUGUGGCUUCAGCAGGACUCAAUGGGGCUCAGCACUGCUCUCCCCCCAGGUGAGCUCUCCAUGCAUCGCCGGGGUGGUGCGAAGCCUUCGCGUCUGGUGUGGGCAGAGCGCUUUCAUCUGGCCCCAAUCAGCAGCCUGACAUUAAUUAAAGAAAAAAAAAAUAAUAAUAAUAAUAAAAAAAAGCCCUUUCAUAACUAUGUAAAUUCUUGACUUCUGUCAACUUGUUUACAAUCUGAUCUUUGAAUGCAUUUUUAAUUUCAUCAAACAGCAAUUAAUCUAGCCCUGUUUAAAUUUAAAAUGAUGCUCCUAGCCCCUUCUGAAGCAGUUACCCUUUCAAGUAGGCAUUCCAGUUUGCAGGCUGGCUGCAUGUAUUAGCACGCUGAGCAACUUGUUCUAAUCCCAAGCUGAAGCAUUGCAUUUCCAUUAUAACAGGUGACUUCUGUUCCCUGAACUGAAAAACCCAGCUGGUUUUGUGUGGGAGAACAGAUGAGAGUAUAGGCAUGAUUUUCUUUCUGGGUUGGUUUUUAACUUGUUAACAAAGCUUUCCUUCUCCAAGAGAUUCCCCUACACGUACCCAGCUGCGGGUUGACCAAGAGCCAUGGGAACUUCUGGAACAUUCCACACUGUCCUGCCCGUCUGCUGCUCUGUGUCAAUGGCCCUUAUAAAUGGGAGCAGCCACAGCUCUCCUACGUUUGCAUUUUCCCAUCAAAUCAGUGGGGUUUGUUUUAUUCCCCUGUGCCGGGCAUGCCUGGACUGAUGGAGAGCUGCAUGUCGUUCCAUGAUAAGAGGGGAGAUGUAAUCGAGUUUUUAUGCUAAAGUAGCAAAUUAGCAUUUCAUAUCAAAGGAGCUCAGACAUGAAUAAAUGGAAGAUGCCUGCGCCAAACCCGCUGAUGCCUAUCUCGAUGGAGAACAAAAAGUGGCAAAGUGCAGUCAACAUAUUUUUUUUCCACCCUUUGCCACUCAGAGCGCGAUCUGAAUGCAUCCCAUUAACCUUUCUCUUCAGAAGAAAGCUUUAUCCAGAGUGAAAAACCCUUAAUCUGCCUCAGAACCCGUGCCACAAACUUAUGCUGUGUUCGCACACAGGGAAGGGGGGGAUUGGAGCUGGAUGGGUUAUGGAGACUCCCAGUGCAGGUAUGGGGAAUGGGAGCGUCGUUUGCAGAACUGCUUGAAAGAGUUGAUCCGAUCUGUUGUCGUUUGCUUCUGUCUUUCACCCUCUGGAACAUCUUUGACAGAUAUCCCAGUGUACUGCUGGCAGCUAUUGUUAAAAAUAAAAGUAUAUUUUCACUACCAA
Messenger RNA from Coturnix japonica (Japanese quail), 4884 nucleotides. RefSeq names its product CLIC family member 4 (gene CLIC4). The record is from RefSeq and is a predicted model, not a curated record. NCBI's taxonomy places the organism in Eukaryota, Metazoa, Chordata, Aves, Galliformes, Phasianidae.